This is a messenger RNA of Orcinus orca (killer whale), 9316 nucleotides long. RefSeq names its product inositol 1,4,5-trisphosphate receptor interacting protein (gene ITPRIP). The transcript has 2 exons. Gene Ontology annotation, cellular component: membrane. Bases 5515 to 7185 code for a protein of 556 amino acids. The record is from RefSeq and is a predicted model, not a curated record. NCBI's taxonomy places the organism in Eukaryota, Metazoa, Chordata, Mammalia, Artiodactyla, Delphinidae. Gene Ontology annotation, molecular function: protein kinase inhibitor activity.
CUCAAAGGCAGUGUACCGGUAGGAUUUCUCCCUGUCCUCUUUCAUAAUUUAGCAGUUUUUAUUUUAUUUACUUAUUUCAUUUAGUGCUUUCUAAGCAUUAGCUCCUGACUACAUUGAGUUGCUUUUGCAUAAGUUAAAUAACUACUAUAAAAUUUCAGGGUUGUAGGUUCAGGCCACAGGGGUAAAUGCUGCAUGCAUUUCAAAUCAAGGGGGUGGUCAGGUGACCUGGAUGGGUCAACAAGAAGUCAAGCAGAGCAAAGAAACAUGGUCCCCAGUCAACACGGAUGCUCCGGGAAGUGGAAGGCCCGGGGCUGGCCACUUACUGCAGCCCCCGUGUGAGCAUGGGCGUGGUGAAGCAGUCCUGAGUGCUUUGCUUUGGCUGCCUUAGCCACCUGGCCUGCCCGGCUGGCCUCUUUGGAUUUAAAGGGCUCUCCUUGGUCUCUGUCCAGGCCCCCUCAUGGCUCAUCUUUAGAAAGCCACAGCCUCCAGGUGCCGCAGAGCCAAGGAGGUAGGACUCACAUGGGCUUUGGAGUAGGGAAGGCUUGGGUUCAGUCCUGGCUCCACUGCUCAGGAGUUGGGCGUUCUCAGCAGUUGGGCAAGUGUGUUGACUACUCCAAGCCUCAGCUCUGUCACGGGUAAAAUGUGGGUAACUGCUCAUAGGGCCUGCUUAUGAAACACUGAGCACAGUGCCUGGUGCAGACCAGUCUCUGGCUAGUAUGAGCUUUUAAAGACAGUAGAGGUCAGUGGAGGAUCUACAUUCUCUGCCAGAUUGGGACCCUCACUUCCCCCAUUAGUGCCACUGCUCCUUCCUCGGAGGUCUGGGCAAACGGCAAGGCCACAGGGACCCAGAUUAUCCCAGAUGGUGAGGAGGAGAUCAUUGGUGCCCUUGCGUGGGGUUCAUUCAGAGCUGAGGAUAAAGCUGCCCGUCCCAGCCUUUUGACUGACACUUGAAGAGGGAACGUCAGGUUUGAGGCAUGGCCUAAACAGGCAUCCAGAGGGGAGAGAAAGGGGAGAACGUUUUCUGGGACAAGAAGAGCAUCAUUUGGUUGUGCCCGAGAGGUGUAUAGGAUCCUCCCGAGCAGUUUGGGACCUGUGACGUUUUCCUGUAGAUAGCGCGUCCCCCUCCACCCACUUGGCCUACCCCAUGACGUCAGCAGAACGGAACACCACACAGGUGAUGUCACUGUUGCCCAAGGCAACACCUCCACCUUAAGUCAGGCUGGGGGGGUGGGGAACAGGAACCACCCAACUGUAAGGCACGUUGAUGAGGGAAGGAGCUCAGAAGGCAUUACAUCCACAGGUAUGUUUCUUAGAGGAUGGGCCAGGGGAAGAGGGCGGGGCUGCAGGCCACAGGUCUGGGCUAUGAGCCAGUUGGUGGAAGGCCUUGGAUUUGCCCCGAGGGAGCACAGCACCGCUGUCAGCAUGCUAUCUUGUUUAGUUCUCUGAACUGCAACUGGGGCAAAAGCAUGACUCCUAAGGGGCUUCUGGUGGCUUCCAUGGCUCUGGGUCUCCCUUCUACAGCCUGAAUCAAUCCGUGAAGGGCGUAGGGCAAGAGCGGGCCAGAGCAGUGAUGGAGAGAUCAGAGAAGUGCUUUCACUUCUUCACCAACCCCCGCUCCCCCAAAGGAAAGUGAGAAACAAGGCUGCCCAUGUCCUUCCUGUGGGGGCUGACUUAAGAGAGAACCUUCAUUCAUUGAUGGAGCGAGUAUGUACUUAUUGUGCACCCUUGCUGGGGCUCCUGUGGCCUCAGAGCUUGCGGAUCAAAUGCACUCAGAGGAGGAAUGUCCGGAAUCCACUGCCCCAGGCAUAGGUACCAGCUGGAAAUAGAAGCAAAGUCUCAGAGUUCACCUCUCACCCAGCUCUGGCAUUCCCUAUGGGAUUCUAGGUGGGCUAAAUGAGACCUGUGGAAUCCCUUCCUCCCCAGCAGUUUAUGCAGGAAUUUGAGGGUGUCUGAGAUGUACCAGAGAUUUGGUGAGUGGUGUUAGAGAGGACAGCCGUUUUCACAGUGUCCUGCCUAAGGACAGAAUCCCACAAAGUCUGAGUGUCAAAGGUGAGAAGACAACAGGCAGACCAUCAACCCCAGGUCCCCUCCUGCUCUGUGAUAUUGACAGACAGGGCUCAGUUUCCCUGUCUGUUUAAUGGGGACAGUAAUGGCCAGUACCAGGUCAUAUUCAGAGCACUUUGAGAUCCUCUGAUGGAAGUCCCAAGAAAAAAAUUCAAAGCCCACAACAUUUAACUGGCUCACUUCCAGGUGAAUAACACAGUGGGGCACUCUGCUGCCCAGGAGGAGGGGCUCCGCUUGAAGCCCAACUGGACUUUCUCCCUCCAGGUUAUUUUCCUGCAGCAGAUGCAGGAGAGUCUCCUACCAACCUGCAUCAAACCAAAGGGAGGGCGUUAUCAUUUUGGCCCUGCUGGUUGGUGCAAAGCCACGUGCUCCUAACUGUUCUCCUGGGAACCUGUUUCAAUAGCCUUCUUAGUAGCAGUCAGGGGACCUGCCUGGAGUUCAUGAAAAGGUCCUUUGUUUGCUGAGACUUUGUUUCAGAGUCACUGAGGAGGCAGGCAUGCCUGGGCUGGAGGGGAAGAGAGUGGGGGUGCCUGGGUCCCACCCCCGUGUGCUGCCCUGGAGGCCCCCAUGCAUCCAUGCCUCUUCCUCCUGAUGCCUCACCCCCAAACCCACCACCCAGGGUUAGAAGAGACCUCACUCCUUUUUCCUAAUCCAUUGCAGAGGAGGCUUCCCCAGGAAAAGCCAUCUCCAAUAUCCCAGGCCACACUCCCGGAAUCUCUGGGUGGAAGGAACAUCAUAGGUUCAUUAAGUCUGACUCCCUGCUUCAUGCCCAUAUUUCACCUAAAUUGUCACCUGCUUUUCCCUAAACAGUGCAGGGAAGGAAAGCCCACAGGUGCAUGACUGAUGUUUCACGGGUCACUGAGCAACAUGGUGUCAUGGGAAGAUCGGAGGCUUGAAAGUUGGGCAGUCCUGGGUUCAGAUCCUGGCUCUGUGAUGUUGAGUGGAUGGCCUCCCCUCUCUGUGCCUCAGUUUCCUUAUGAGGAUAGUGACUCCUUCAGAGGUUUAUUGUGAGGAUGAUAUAGCAAUGUAAAGCAUUUUGCACAAUGUUUAAAUCUCAAUAAAUGUAGUGCAUUGGUUGCUAUUUACUAAACCUUCCCCUGGGUGUCAGGGCCAUGCGGCUCGUCUGGUAUUCUCCAGAAAGGGGGAGUUGAUCGUCACUCUACCAAGGGUUGCUCCUCUGCUUCUUCUCUCACCUGCUUUGCAUCAAACCCUGUCAUCCUCCAUUUAUCGUCCAUUUCUACAGGGGUCUCAAGCGAGGAUGUGGGUGUCAAGGAGAGACGCAGCUGGGGGUCAGAUAACUUGUGUCAGAGUUCAUUCCUGGGUCAUUAUCAUGGUCAGCGCUGGUGGUGAAUCAGUCAGCCUGCAAUUAGCUGAAGGCUGUCCAGAGCUAAAGCGGCUGUGGUCUGUCUCCAGGGGUGUGUCUGGGUUUUUGCUCACAUUUCCCGAGUCAUUUACCACUGUUAGUGCUUUGCUUUGCUUUUCUAACGGCAGGGUGCCUCCCAGAAAAAAAACUUAGAAGUUACUUCAUCCAGGUUGCCCUGCUCCAUUCCCAUCUCAAAUUCCUGCUCCUGGGAGUAAAGGCAGUGAGGUUCUUUUCCCAGUCCUGACUUCAUUCAUUCAUUCAGCAAGCAAGCAUCCAUGGAGCGCCUGCACCUUUAAUGCCAGCCAGCAGAGACCAACACUGGUUUCUCCUUCUACGUGCAGUAGAGGAGCUUUCAGUGUCGCUGCCAGAUGGGCAGGAGGGAGCUGUGAACUUCCCAGGUGCCAAACUUCCUGCUCUCCCUCUGUGGCAGCCCCUGGGGGCCUUUAGAAGAAAACGGGGAGGUAGAGGAGACAACUUCACCCUGUCCCCAGGCUUCUGGAGUUGCUGCAGGGAUACAGGCCACCCUCCUCUGCCCAGAGGAGUCCCUAAGAUGCACCCGGCAGGAUUUAACAAAUCAAAACGGAGACCUGGCCUUGUCACCAAUACCAAUGGCAAUAACAAUGUCCUUUCCAGAGCACAACCAUGUGACUGCCAUGCCAUGAAGUAGGUGCUAUUGUCACAGCAAGUGGGAGAACCAGGAUUCAAUUCUGGGCCUCUGAUUCCAGAGUUUGGCCCCUUUGCUGCUAAGCCUCUACGAAGUGUUAGGCUCUUCUGGGCUGAAGAGCUUUGAGCUAUUUCAUUCUGGGCGGCCUUGGGAGGGGAGUAUAAUAUGUCCAGGUGAACUCAGCAGUAUCGGUGGCUGCUUGCACCUUACGCCAGCCUGACCUGUGUGUUGGUUCUGGGACACCUACUGUGUGCCAUGUGCAGCCUCGAGCAGAAGCCAGGACAGAGCAUGGGCAUCCUCACAACCUCAUCAUCACUCCAUCCCUGUGGCUGGAAAACCAUGUGGUUGUAGGUCGUUGUUUUGUGUAAUUCACAGGGCGGGUGACUGUGUUCAUAGAUGAUUCUGGGGGUCAUUUUUCUAACAGUUCCUGGCCUUACAGCCUAGGCCCCCAGCUUCCCCUGGUGGAAGAGAACUGGUUUGCUCUGACGAUGCAGCUCUGGUGAGGGAGGACAGGCCGACUGCCUGCUUUGUUUUCAGCCCAGGUCCCUGCAGCAGAGAGCACAGCCAAGAGGCCAAACAAAACUCUUAAGUUUUUUACAGCUGUGUUGGCCUCCCACUUGCCUUUGUGUCUCUUGCUGUUCCCCUUUAUUAAGAUGAAAGGGGUCUUUAGAUCUUUGCAGUCACAGAGCAUGACUCGUGUGCGUGCGUGUGUGUGUGUGUGUGUGUGUGUGUGUGUGUGUGCAGGAGGCCCAGAGCACUUCCCUUCUUCCCCAUCUCUCUCCCCCUCUCCCAGCCCAGCUGGGGCCCAGGCAUUGUGUCAGAUACACCCAAGCCUCAGGGACCAGGGUGGGAACGCAGCCUGGGACUUCACCAUGUAGGGGCCAGCAUCCCUCUAAGCCGGCACGUGAGUAACAGGAGUAAGAGGCGCUGGGUGGGGAGGGAGGGAGUGGGGGACCCGGCUGUUCUGUGGCCACAGAAAAGCCCCCGGGGCCCAUCCCCCACGCCCAUGCCGGAGACGCCGGGGUGUUUUCCUGAGCUGGGCUCUCUUUGUUCCCAUCCAGGGCUCACAGGGAAGGGGGCUGCUGGGCACUGACAGGCUAUUUGAUCCCAUGCAUCCCCAGCUGAGCUCUGAGCGGGUGGCCGAGCGAGGGCCCUGUCUUCCCUUUGUUGUCCUUCGUAUUUACUCUCGGCUUCCUGCUCCACCCCCUAAGUCCCCUCCCCUAAGCCCGCGAGUUUGCCGAGUUUGCUGGCGGCGUCGUUGGGAGCCUGCUUCCCCUGCCCCCUGCUGCAGCAAAAGUGGGGUUUGUCCUGAGUGUUUGCUGCUGUGCUUGGAGGCCUGGGGUGUAGAAAACGCAGGGUGAAGGGCGAGACAGCGGACAAGUGUGGGAGCCCUGGCCUGGCUGCCCUGAGGAAAGCUGCAGCCAUGGCGCUGGGGCUCUUCCGGGUGUGCCUGGUGGUGGUGACGGCCAUCAUCAACCACCCGCUGCUGUUCCCGCGAGAGAACGCCACGGUCCCCGAGAACGAGGAGGAGAUCAUCCGCCAGAUGCAGGCGCACCAGGAGAAGCUGCAGCUGGAGCAGCUGCGCCUGGAGGAGGAGGUGGCGCGGCUGGCGGCCGAGAAGGAGGCCGAGAAGGAGGCGCUGGAGCGCGUAGCGGAGGAGGGCCAGCAGCAGAACGAGAGCCGCGCCGCCUGGGACCUGUGGAGCACCCUCUGCAUGAUCCUCUUCCUGGUGAUCGAGGUGUGGCGGCAGGACCACCAGGACGCGCCCUCGCCCGAGUGCCUGGGUGCCGACGAGGACGAGCUGCCCGGCCUGGAGGGCGCCCCCCUCCGGGGUCUCACCCUGCCCAGCAAGGCCACGCUCGACCACUUUUAUGAACGCUGCAUCCGGGGGGCCCCGGCCGACGCCCCCCGCACCCGGGAGUUUGUGGAAGGCUUCGUGGAUGAUUUGCUGGAAGCCCUGAGGAGCCUGUGCAGCCGGGACACGGACAUGGAGGUGGAGGACUUCAUCGGCGUGGACAGCAUGUAUGAGAACUGGCAGGUGAACAAGCCGCUGCUGUGCGACCUCUUUGUGCCCUUCAUGCCGCCGGAGCCCUACCGCUUCCAUCCAGAGCUCUGGUGCUCCAGCCGCUCGGUGCCCUUGGAUCGCCAGGGCUACGGCCAGAUCAAGGUGGUCCGGGCCGACGACGAGACACUGGGCUGUAUCUGCGGCAAGACCAAACUCGGGGAAGACAUGCUGUGUCUCCUCCACGGCAAGAACAACGUGGUGCGGCCAGGCAGUGAGGCGAAAGACCCGCUGUGCGUCGGAGACUCCCCAUACCUGGACACGAUGCGAGUCCUGAAGUGGUUCCAGACGGCCCUCACCAGAGCCUGGCACCGCAUCAACCACAAGUACGAGUUCGACCUGGCCUUUGGCCAGCUGGACACCCCGGGGUCCCUCAAGAUCAGGUUCCGCUCGGGGAAGUUCAUGCCCUUCAACCUGAUUCCUGUGAUCCAGUAUGAUGACUCCGACCUGUACUUGGUCUCCCAUCUUACCAGGGAGCCCUGUGGGGGGACCCCACCAUCCAGCACAGAUUGGCUCCUGUCCUUCGCUGUCUAUGAGCGCCACUUCCUUAGGAUGACCUCGAAGGCGCUGCCCGAGGGCGCCUGCCACCUCAGCUGCUUGCAGAUUGCCUCCUUCCUGCUCUCCAAACAGAGCCGCCUGACCGGCCCCAGCAGGCUCAGCAACUACCACCUGAAGACCGCCCUGCUACACCUCCUGCUUGCCCAGCGGCCAGCCGCCUGGAAGGCCGAGCAGCUCGAUGCUCGUCUGCACGAGCUGCUCUGCUUCCUGGAGAAGAGCCUGCUGGAGAAGAAGCUCCAUCACUUUUUCAUCGGCAAUUGCAAGGUGCCUGAGGCCAUGGGGCUCCCUGAGGCCAUACGCAGGGCUGAGCCUCUCAACCUCUUCCGGCCCUUCGUCCUGCAGCGAAGUCUCUACCGGAAGACAGUGGACUCCUUCUAUGAGAUGCUCAAGAAUGCCCCAGCGCUCAUUAGCGAGUAUUCCCUCCAUAUUCCCUCAGACCAUGGCAGCCUGCCCUCAAAAGCUGUCAUCUUGUAGAGCAUCCACGACCCAGAGGGCCAGGACACAAGGCAUCCUACAUGUCCACACCCCUGGGGCCAUGUGCAGGCCCUGUCCUGGGAAAACGACAGGCUUUGUAGGGCGCCGUGGCUCAGCCUGCUGGGGGAGCCAGACCCUAGAGCACAGAGGAAACAGAAUUCCAAGCCAAAGCUGGUUUGCUUUCAUGCCAUCGGGGCUUGCUGGUGAAGCUGUUGUCUGGGUUUGGGGACUGAUCCUUCGCAGCUUACUUUUGGAUCACCACCAAUGGCCAAGAUGAUGACAGAACUCUGUGGAUGCUGAGUUACACACAAUGCAAACAUCGAUUUGGGUGUGAUUCUUUUUAUAUCCCAGGUCCAGUCGUUACUUGAAUAUCAACAAAAGAUCUACAGGAAUGCUAACAGGGACCCGUGUUAAGACCUUGCACCCUGAUUUCCAGUAACCCUUGCCCCCAGGCAUCUGCAGCCAAGCAGUGGGCACCAGCGUGGGAAUUUGCAGUGUUCCAUCCCCAGCCUGUGCAGUAGGGGUCCCCGCUGUGGCUGCCAUUUUUAUACUAUUUAGAGAAAAGCCCUAGAGAUAUUCAAGGCCCCAGGUGGCUAAUGUCUCUGUUACACAGAAGUGGGUACUUGGUGGCAGACAGAAGUUUAAGCUGGCCGUUGUUUCAGCUACACAUCUCACUCAGGGUGCACCCCCUUUUCUCUGCCCCUUCUCCCAGGAUGCUAUGUCCUGAACCCUGUGGGUGCCACAUACUACGCUGGGUACAAGCAUGGUAUGUGGGCCCCUCACCCUCGUUAUUCUCUCCACAGCUGGCCUCUCUGGCCACCAGUAUGUUGAGAGGUGGGGGGCACUGAAGAUAGACGAUGAGAGAGAAAGAGGAGCACAGGGUCACUGGGGCAAAGGGCAGAGCCUGUUACCUGGGGUCUGGUUUGCAGUCUGGCCUCUGAUGCCCAGUUCAGAGAAGGUCAUAGAGCUGAGAGGUGAGGGAUGCUGUGGCCCUGAGUUUUCCUCAGGGUUCCAAUCCUAGAGCAGGGCGUGCCUGGAAACAAGAUUGCUGUGGAAACCCAGCUCCACAUGCAGGCCCCAAAAUCCCCUUGGCUGUUCAUUCCAGUGGGGCUCCCUCACUGCACAGAGCCCUCCCUUCUGGAUGGGCCUUCCUGGCCACACAGAUGACCAACACCCUAAGAGCCUGACAGAGGCUUGGCUGACUGGGACACGUAAGGACAGACUACAAGCACAGCCCUCAGACCUCAGAGAGGCCACCUUGGCACUGCUGGGCUGCGACCCCUGGGCAGGCACCAGAGCCGGCGGUCAGAGCUGGCCUCGGUCUCCAGGCCUGGUUCAGAGGGACUGGGAAGCCACUCCCUCCUCCAAUUAUGGCUUCACUUGCCCUUUGGGAGCUCCCCUCUUGGCAUUGCCUCAGUAACCUUGGCAGAGGGCCAAGGUGAAGCAAGAAUGAUUUCUCCUUCCCCAGCACUCUCCUUCCAUGGUUGAAACUGGCCGUGCCUCCCAGACACGUACCCAAUUCCUCAGGGGUGUUGGGCUCACCAUGAACUGAAGAAAGGAUCCUGUCUCUACCCCAGGAGUGCUCUCACCUAGCCUCAGAGUGUUCUAGAAGACGGACAGUUUGCCUGACAGGGUUAAUUCACAGUAGGAGGCUCAGCUGUUAUGGGGCAUCGAAGCCCAUAGGAAGCUGUAGGAAGCUUCCUUCCAUGUGAGCUGGGGUUAGACUGGGCAGCACCUGGGUCUGCCCCUCCCCAGGCCCACAUGGUCUCCAACAGUAACCCCAAAGCCCCAUUUGCAGUUUGGGGGAAUUUCCUUAUUUAUUGUCACCCAUGCCUUUCCUUUCCCAUCCUCAUCUGAUGUGCUUUGAGGAGACCCCAGCAACCAAGGAGCAGCCUCCAGAAGCCAAGACCAAGCCUGAGUCUCCGUCGGCUUCCCCUUUGCUUCCAGGAGAAAAUUCACUGAGAACUUACCUUCCGGCUUCUUGUUUAUACAGAGACAACAACUCAGCGGGGAAAUGGGGAUCUUUUAUGCACCAAAGCUGCAUCUGAAGCAGAGAGCAGCGGGACUCUUGGUGUUUCAUGCUGCCUUAUUUAUGUUAAAGGAAGAAUUAAAUUCUUGCAAGGAGUAGAAA